UAUAAAUAAUAGAAAAAACUUGAACAAUAUUUAAAAUUUAAAUAAAUAAUAUUUUGACAAAAAUUUUGAAUAUUAGAUGUUGACGAGAAGACCUCAUUUGACAGGUCAUGUCUUGGGCCUGUUUUGGCCAGUGUUUUGCCAAUGUCACCAAGUCAUUCACACACAGAUAUUCCAGAUACACUGGCAGCUGCCAAGAGGACGAACAAGUUGAUUCAGAACAAACGAGAAAUGGAUGCAACUUGUUAUUAUCAUCAUCACCAAAGUCAAAAAAAUCAAAAAAAAAUUUAUUAUCAUUUCUGCCUUCAAAAUAUUUCAAGAGAAAAAAUCAAAUUCCAAUAUCAUUGGAACUUGCUGAAGAUAAUCUUUGGUCCAGACGUGGCAAUAAAUAUUUUCGACUUGAUUCUAGCAAUAAUGCUUCAAUGAGUUCUAAUUUAAAUACUCCACUGCAACCUCUUGAUGCUAGAAUUUUGUUGAAACAUGAAUGUGUUUCAUCAACUACUGCUUCAUCAAUUGAUCUUGAAUGGGAACACGAAGUUUUACCAAUACGUUUUGUCGACAACGAAAACCAAAUAAACACAAAUAACUCAUCAAAAACAUCAAGUAAAGGUAGUCAACCGUCCAGUUUAACAGCAUCACCAUGGUCACGUGUAUCAACACCAAAUAGUUUAGAAUGGGACUCAAUUGAUCAUGAUAAUGAAUUCAUUGAUGCUGAAACCGAACAACUAUUAACUGAAAUUGAUAGAUUAAAAAAUAAAACGCUUAAUGAAACUGGUGCUAGAUGAUAAAAUAAUUUAAUUUUAGUCUUUCAAUAAUAAUAAUUAGUUGUAUUUUUAUAUUUUAUGAAGAGAAAAAAAAACUGAGAAUAAGAAAACAAGAUAUAAAUCCAAGUGACGUUGAUAAAAUAUUGUUGAUUAAAAUUUAGAAAGAAAAAAAAGUAAAAAAAAUUUAACAAAGAGGGAAAAGUGAAAUUAUGUUAGUCACUAUUGUUGAUGCCUUAAAAUAAAUUAUAACAAAUUGUUAUACAGAGUGAUAUACUUUUGAAUUAUUAGAACAAUCAUAAAAUGAUUUUUUUUAUUUUGUCUAGAAAAUAGUUAUGAAUAAAAAAAAGCUAACUGUUACCCUGGAGAGUCUACCAGGAUAAUUAAUAUUUCAUUUGCAUCAUUGUAGAAUAGAAAAAAAAAAAAACCAUAUCGAUAAAUUCUA
This is a messenger RNA of Aphidius gifuensis, 1203 nucleotides long. RefSeq lists its product as uncharacterized. Lineage: Eukaryota; Metazoa; Arthropoda; Insecta; Hymenoptera; Braconidae. The transcript has 6 exons. Bases 108 to 782 code for a protein of 224 amino acids. The record is from RefSeq and is a predicted model, not a curated record.